Molecule: messenger RNA, 690 nt
Organism: Salvia miltiorrhiza (redroot sage)
Lineage: Eukaryota; Viridiplantae; Streptophyta; Magnoliopsida; Lamiales; Lamiaceae
Exons: 5
Coding region: 76-690 (204 amino acids)
Source: RefSeq, a predicted model, not a curated record
UUCGAUUGUUGAGGUAUUUAAAGAUAUUAACUUGCGUAUCAAAAUUCAAUCUCAUGAAUUGUGUUGGAAGUGUUUAUGAAUGUUUUUAUUGCCCCUAAACAGCCUGCCGUGGGGAGUGCUAUCGCUAAGAGUGCCGAAGUUGGUGGGCGAGCGAAUUUGGAGGUUGGGUGCGAAGCAGAUGUGGUUCUAGGAGACGCAAUGCAGACCGGUCGUUUAGCGAUGACAAAUAUAGCAAAGCGUGGGAAAGAAAAUUUUGUUUUUGAAAAUCCCAAGAAUGUGGAUUUGCGUGUGUGCGUUGGGGCAAAAACACAGCAGCGUACCGUUUUGCGUCCUCUCGUACCUAAUGUGGUUCCAAUGCAACCUUCUCCAUUGACAAAUAGAUGCAGGGGAAAAGAUGCACUUAAGAAAUCUAGUUUCAACUUAUCUCCCUACAUUGAAAGGAGUAUCAAUGCAAGCAAGAGGCUGAAUAAAAAGGAGAAAUUAUUGGGGAUGUUUGCCAUAUACAAUGCGGCCGAGGAAGAUGACGAGGUACUGUUCGCCUGCGGAGAUACUAUCCUGCGAAGGAUGAAUUUUCGUACUCUACACAUGGGAAACAUUGUGGAUAUUGAUGUGAUAAACGCGUGGUGUUUGCUAUUGAAUUAUAAUGAGCUCUUGCGGUCUACCAAUUCUGUAACACCCCAAUUUUUAUAA